Molecule: messenger RNA, 1488 nt
Organism: Neltuma alba
Lineage: Eukaryota; Viridiplantae; Streptophyta; Magnoliopsida; Fabales; Fabaceae
Product: tubby-like F-box protein 8
Exons: 4
Coding region: 16-1080 (354 amino acids)
Source: RefSeq, a predicted model, not a curated record
AGGAGAGGAGAGCACAUGGCCUGCUCGAAAGCAUGUUGUUGCAUGUGCUGCAGUUUGCCGUCUUGGAGGAACAUGUGCAAGGAAAUUGUGAAGAGCCCAGAAUUCUGUGGAAAGCUUACUUUCCCUGUGUCCCUGAAGCAGCCUGGACCAAGAGACGGAAUGAUUCAGUGUUUUAUCAAAAGAGAUAAAUCUAAUUUAACAUACCAUCUAUUCCUUUGUCUCAGCCCUGCUUUGUUAGUUGAAAAUGGAAAAUUUCUUCUAUCUGCCAAAAGGACGAGAAGAACAACUUACACAGAGUAUGUUAUUUCCAUGGAUGCUGACAACAUCUCCAGAUCAAGUAGCACUUAUAUUGGAAAGCUGAGAUCAAAUUUUCUUGGUACAAAAUUCAUAAUAUAUGAUACACAGCCACCAUAUACUACUGCCCAGAUACCCCCUCCAGGGACCGGAAGGACAAGCCGAAGGUUCAAUUCCAAAAGGGUCUCACCUAAGGUCCCAUCUGGUACCUACAACAUAGCUCAGGUGACAUAUGAAUUAAAUGUGCUGGGGACACGAGGCCCAAGGAGAAUGCACUGUAUGAUGCAUUCAAUUCCAGUCUCUGCACUCGAUACAGACGGCACAGUUCCUGGCCAACCAGAGCUGCUUCCUUGCGCCCUUGAGGAUUCAUUCCGUAGCAUUUCCUUCUCAAAGUCUCUAGACCACUCCAUUGAGUUCAGCAGUGCACGAUUUUCUGACAUUGGGGCAUCCUGCAGCAACGAUGAAGAGGAUAACAAGAUGAGACCCUUGGUUCUGAAGAACAAACCUCCAAGAUGGCAUGAACAGCUUCAAUGCUGGUGCCUCAACUUCCGAGGACGGGUGACAGUUGCUUCUGUCAAAAACUUCCAGUUGAUCGCGGCGACCCAGCCAGCUGCUGGCGCACCCACACCGUCUCAGCCGGCCCCACCAGAUCAUGAUAAGAUAAUUCUGCAGUUUGGCAAAGUUGGGAAAGAUAUGUUUACCAUGGACUACCGAUACCCUCUAUCUGCUUUCCAGGCUUUCGCAAUAUGCUUGAGCAGCUUUGACACCAAACUGGCUUGUGAAUAGACCAAUCAAGUAUGAAGCAAAGCCUCUGAUGAGAGAUGGUAUCCUUCCCUUUUCUUUUUCUUCUCUCUCUUUAAUUUAUUUCUUUCUUGCUAGUUGCUACCAUUGUGAUCAGAAUUGGCCAUUGUCAUCACUCUCAGUUGUAUUAUGACUCCAUUGGUCUAGUGCAAGCCCUGAUGAUGUUAGCAAGGGUUUUAGAUCAUUCUUAACUCCAAAAUGUUCCCUUCUUAAAUCUCUGGCUCUUCGAACAAUGUAUCAGAAAUUGAUUUUAGGUUGCGGUCGGUUCCUUCAUGGUCCUGAUGUGAAUGAACACUCCUUUAAUAUGAAUGUAGGCUCGCUUGUGACUCGCUAAUCAGUGUGUUGGUCACACAUAAUUCAAACUUCCUUAUAAUAUUUAGCUUUUAUCUUUUA